UUAGGGUUCGUUUUGCUUCCGGGUCUUGUAGAAAUAAACGGACACAUUUUUCACCGGCAAAACGUGAGUUAGUUGGUGGGAAACACGUUUUCACGGACUCGGCGUGAGAUGCUUGCGUGUUUUUAAGCGUCUUCAUACCUGCCGGGAUGGAUCUUGGCAAGGCAAAGCUCCUUAGGACGGGUCUCAACACUCUACACCAAGCCAUCCACCCUGUGCACGGCAUAGCGUGGACGGACGGCAAGCAGGUCUGCCUGACGUCUCUCUACUGCAUCAAUGGCGAGGUGAAGUUUGGAGACACCAACGUCAUUGGGCAGUUUGAGCAUGUCUUCGGCCUCUUCUGGGGCCCGCUCUGCUGCUCUGACUCCCCUGCCUUGCUGGCUGUUCAGCACAAGAAACAUGUUACCGUGUGGCAACUGCAGCUCAGUGCCCUGGAGCAGAAUAAGCUGCUGUGCAGUCAGACCUGUGAGAUGAGCGAGCCUUUCCCCUUGCUCUCCCAAGGCUGUGUGUGGCACCCUAGACUGGACAUUCUGGCUGUGCUGACCAAGAGGGACACUUCUGUGCUGUUUUCUGUCAGGGUGGACAACAGGAGAACCAAAGCAGACAUUAAAGGUAGUGGACUUAUCCACUGUGCAUGCUGGACUAAGGAUGGCACACGUCUGGUGGUGGCUAUUGGCAGUGCUCUUCACUCUUACAUCUGGAAUGACAUCCAGAAGAUUCUGGUGGCCUGCUCCUUCUGCCCCAUCUUUGACGUGGGAGGCUACAUCUGUGCCAUCGAGGCCACGGCGGAGGCUCAGGUAGCUGUGGCUACGGAGCUGCCGCUGGAUAAACUAUGUGGGUUAAAUGCCGGCAUGGCCUUUGACAUGCCAACAGAGGCUGAGUCCCUGCAAGGCCACGGCUCGCAUGGGGUUAUAUCAGAGGACGACAGCUCUCUGGAUUCACGAAGGAGAUCAUCUGAAUCAUCGGACAGGUCGUACAUCCCUGGCUCAGGCCCUCUGGACCUCACCCAACUUUUGUCUAAGCACCGUCGCUCCGACCCCAGCCCCCUUAUUCACCUGCGCCGUCGAGACACCAUGACAGGCUCUGGCCAGGACUCCUCACACCUCAUCCUGGUCACCUAUGAGCGUAAAGUCACUACCACCCGCAAAGUCAGCAUCCCAGGCAUUUUGGUUCCAGACAUUGUGGCUUUUGACCCGCGUGGUUUCACGGUUGCAGUGGCUUCCAACACUUGCAACAUGGUACUUGUGUACUGCAUCACAGCCUCUGCCAUGCCAAAUAUUCAGCAGAUCUCCCUGCAGACACACGAGAGGCCCAAAGGAGUCUGCUUCCUCAGUGACAACAUGCUGCUGUUGAUGGUGGGCAGGCAGAAGUCCAAUGACCCUGCGUUCCUUCCAUCUUCUAACACAGAUAAAUAUAUUCUUCGUCUCUUAGCCAAAGAGUUAAUGUAUGACGGAGAGACUUCUAUCACACCCACCCCCUCUGCUCACAACCACGAGUCCACCUCUAAUUUGUGUGCAAGGAUUAGGAGGCACUCAGAGCACGUAUCUAAGGAUGACAGGGAGCACCCAGGGAUAAAAGACUUGGUGUUGCCCGGAGGGGGAGUAAUGCGUUCACCAGCCAACAGGCGCAGGCUGGUGGAGGAGGUGAGGAGCGGUGAGCCCAGCUCCGUCACCAGCUCUGUGGACUUCUCUGACCGAGCGUCAGACAGAACCACGUCCAGUGCCUCCUCCAUUACGGUGGAAAAUUUCGAUAUGGACCACGUCAACCGCAUUGCCAGCCUGGCGGUGGCCGGCCAGGUUAGCAGAGAGUCUAGCCGGGCCAGUUCUCCUCGCCUCGAACCGUCGGACAGGCUUCACACGGAUCCGACACUGCCUAUGCGUGAAAGGAUGCAAGGCCCUGCCAAGGAUCGUGCACUGGAGCAGCUCGUUCACAACAUGGAGAGGCUUUUUACUCGCUUUGCAGAUUUACAGCAGUGCCUGACAGAAGUCAGAGAUUAUACCCAGAAUGGAAAGAAGGCCCUGAGUGUCUACCCCAAAGCCUGUGAGCCCCCAUAUGUCAACGUCACAUGUCAGAAGCAGUUAUCAGAAAACGUGUUCAUUGACGAGCGGAGGCCUGUGCUACUGUGUGAUGGGAAGCUGUGUCUGCGUGCCCUCCAAGACCUCUUCAACCUAACUAUCGUGGAGAUGAUGUAUGGUCCACUGUGGAUUGUACUUGUGGCAGAUGGAGACGGCUUCGUGCCUCUGACAUUCAAGCCCAAAGAGGAACUUAGAGUGCGGAACGGGAAGCGGAAAAGUAGCCUACGGACUCCUGGCAGCCCAGACAACUCCUGCCCAUCCAGUCCAGCCCCCACACAAACCAGCCACACAACCACAGAGGCCUCUUUAUAAUGCCUCUUAACGCACACCUCAUAUUUAUGGACUUGUGCAGUUGUGCGCUUCUUACUUUACUUUGAUUGAUUUGACUGGAUCCAAGUAUGCAAGGCAGAGUGGAUGUGGCAUGAGCAUGCAGAGCCUCACUAAUGCAGAUAACCAGAGUUAUAUGUCAGAUUUAUUUUUGUACUGAAAAACAGUAGGGAUUUGAAAAAGGGCUGCAUAUUCAGAGGUGAUAUUUACACGUUGCUGCUUUGAAAUUAAAGCAUACCAGAAAGAA
Molecule: messenger RNA, 2646 nt
Organism: Larimichthys crocea (large yellow croaker)
Lineage: Eukaryota; Metazoa; Chordata; Actinopteri; Sciaenidae
Gene: wdcp
Product: WD repeat and coiled coil containing
Exons: 4
Coding region: 147-2384 (745 amino acids)
Molecular function (GO): kinase binding
Source: RefSeq, a predicted model, not a curated record